AUGGCUUUUUUCAAACAAUUACGUCUUUUAUUACGACACAAGAUUCUAUUAAGACGACGACAACCGACAAUAUUAAUACUUGAAUUAUUUUGGCCGGCAUUUGUUUUUUUUACCAUAUUGAUUGCACGAUGGCAAUUUCCACCAACAUUCAUUCAAACAUGUUAUUAUAAUGCUAAAGCAUUACCAUCGGCUGGUUUAGUUAAUCUAUUACAAUCACAUAUUUGUUCAAUGGAUAAUCCAUGUUUGAAUCGUGAACAAUAUGAGGAAGUGCCAAAUUAUCCAAAUGCAACUAUAAUCAUAGCAUCUAUAAUUAGCAAUCGUCUGGUCGUACGGCCGACAUUAUGGUUUUUUAUUUUGGGUAUACGUUUAAUUGCUGCCAUAAUUGAUACAUUAUCAAUACCAUCUGUACAAAAAUUAUUGGAANUUAAAGGUUAUUAUAAUGCUAAAGCAUUACCAUCGGCUGGUUUAGUUAAUCUAUUACAAUCACAUAUUUGUUCAAUGGAUAAUCCAUGUUUGAAUCGUGAACAAUAUGAGGAAGUGCCAAAUUAUCCAAAUGCAACUAUUCAUUUGAUUGUUGAUCAAAUAUUACCAUUAUUAACGGAUAAAAAUGUAACAAACGUUAUCAAUGAUCUACCUAAAGGUAUACGUUUAAUUGCUGCCAUAAUUGAUACAUUAUCAAUACCAUCUGUACAAAGAUUAUUGGAAAAUGGUUUUCCAUUACGUUCAAUGUUACGUUCAUCCGGUUGGAAACAUGUACAACAACAAUUAAAUCGUUUAGAAUUAUCAUUAGUGCCAUUCUAUCCGGAUUUGGAUUUAGUCAUUGAACAUUCAUCAUCAUCCGCAUCAUUAUCAUUACCAUCAUUAUCAUGGGACGAUCAUAAUCAGACAAUACAAAAGGAUUCAAAAGGUCGAACCUAUGAUAUCCUAGUCAAUGCACAUCUAAAUUUAAUGCGUUUCGGUAUUCAUUCGGAUAGUGGUAAUCAUCAAUCAUUUCGUUCAUUUCGUGAUGUUAUCUGUGAUCAUAAUGAAUUGGAAAAAUUUCUAAUCAUUCCUAAUCGACCAAAUUCUGCUGAUGAUAUACGUUUUUUAUCCAGACAUCUUUGUCUACUUGAACAAAAAGAUCUUUACUAUCUAUUUGAUCUCGUACAGGAUAAUAUCGAUUUUGUUAAUAUUCUUCAACAAUUAUCAUUAGUUUUUCGUUCAGUUGGACUUGAUGAACAUCAACAACAUUUAAAUAAUAUUCGUUCAAUGAUUACAACCAUAGAUCAGGCAAAUAUUUUUCCAUCAAUGACAGCUCUUCGUAAUACAUCAUGGCUUUAUGAUCUACCUAGUUUGUUUGAUGUACUACGAUCCGGUGAAAUAGAUGUUCAAACAUUAUUGAAAAUAGUUAAUGAUAUUGAACCAAUUUUUGGUGGUGGUGUUGGUGGUGACAAAAAUUCUGAUGAUGAAAAUGAACAACUUGAAAAUCAACGACAAAAUCAACGUAUUGAAUAUCUAAUGCGUUUGUAUGAUUCGGAUGAUUCUUCAUUGAAAACUAUUGCACAUACUGCUAUUGGUUCAUUAUCAUCGUCAACGGAUGAAACUAUUGAUUUGAAUGAUGAUGAUUAUUCAUUUGAUAAUGAAGAUGAAACAAUUUCAUUAACAAACGAUUCAAAAUUUCCCGUGGAACAUAAAGAAAUGACAAUUUUACAUAAUAUUGAUGAUUUGGAUACUAGUGAAACGGCUAAUGUUAAUCUUUUAUCCAUUGCUGCUACUAAUUAUCCAACCGAUAGUUUAGGUCGACGUUUUCUACCUAAACUUUUAGCCAAUAUGGAUAAAUUUAUUGAUGGUGCAGAAAAAUUUACCCGUACACCACAAUGGAAUUCAUUAUUGAAUGCAUUUCAAGGUCUACAAAUGAUGCUAGAAAUGACCGCUUCAAAUGGUCAACAACAAUUUUCAUCAACAAAUAUUGAACAAUUUAUUAUUAAUUUUCCAAAAAAUAUUCAAGCAUUAACAAAUUUUUUCAAUUCAAUUGUACCGGAAAAAUUUCAACCACUUGUAUUACCAUUGUUUAAUCUUGUACAAAGAAUUGCCGAUUCAAUGUUACAACAUUUAAGUGGUGCAUUUACACGUGCUUUGAAUGAAGAUAAAAUCUAUUAUUUUGAUAAAUUAGUACAAUUAUUGAUUGCUUCGAUGAAUAAUGGAACAUUACCACGGAAAUGUUUUGAUAUGCAACAUGCAAUGUGUGAUUUUGAUCAAUUUCAAUCAGUUUUUAUUAGAAAUAUUGAUGAUGAAACUGGUGAAAUUAUUGUUAUGGUUGAUGAAGAUAUUGGUACAUUACAAGGUAUUCAAGAAUUAGGUUGUAUAUUUUUUGGACAAAAUUAUUUGAAACAAAAUGUUGAAGAAUCAACACCAAUUCUGGCAAAACUUUAUUAUACAUUAUCAGCAUUAAAUGAUACAAAUCAAUUAUCAUCAUCAUUAGCCGCAUUAGGUAAUGUUUCUACAAUGGGAAACAAAUCAACAAGCACUACUAAUACUGAUGAUGAUACUGUUUUUUGGAAUAAUUUUACAACACGUAUGCUGGAAGUAUAUCUUUUGGCUACAAAAUCAGUGAAUGCAAAUGCAUGGUCAUCAAUGAUGCAACAAAUGUCAUAUGUAUGGAAACGUAAUCGUUUAUUUGAUCGAAUUAUACUUUCAUCACGUGUAUUACAAUUAACAGCAAAUUGUUUUACACCUGAACGUAUUAUGAAUUCACCAAUAUGGUUUCAUAUUCAACGUAAAAAUAUAAUUAUUAAUGAAAUUUUAAAUCUGGUUAUUGAUGAAAUUAAUCAGGCUGUUGAAAAUGAAGCACUGAAUGUUCAACAAUUAUCAAUGGGUUCACCAACAUUACAUUAUUUUCUACAUAAAAAUCUUCAUUUAUUACCUGUGUUAAUGGAUUCAAUAUUUGAUACAUUAUUUUUUAAUCUACCACGUUUUGUUGAACGUAUAUUUCAAUUAUCAAAUGCAUUCAUGUCAAAUUGGCCAUGUAAUCAUUUUAGUAUUGUUGAUUUAUUAGCUAUUCAAAAUGAAAAAUAUCGUUCAGAAAUUUAUUCAGUUGAAAAUUUUUUAUGUCAUCAAUAUCAUAUGAAUGAAGGUGAUUAUGGUCGUAUUAUUGAUGAAUUAAUAUCACCCAAUAAUAAUCAAUCACGUGGUGCACCACUUAUUCGUGUUUUACAAAAUAAAUCAAAUAAUUUAAGUAUGAUUUAUGAACAUGUACCACCAUUAGAUUGGGUUGAAGCUGCUCACAGUGUAUCGAUGAUUAAAGAAUCGGCUGAAAAAUUAAUUUUUGCCGAUAAUAAUUGGAUAUGGUUUCCUGAAGUUGAUCGGCUUGAUUCAUCGAUUCGUCAAUCAUUUGGUCGUGCUCGAUUAAUAUUUCAACAAUUUUAUAAUCAAGGAAUGGCCGGUCUAUUUACAUAUGUUGGUGAUAUAUUCACUCCAUUUGCUAUACGUUAUAUGUCAUUAAAUGAAACAUUUAGCCAGAUUUGUGAUUAUGGUGUAUCCGGUAUAUUAAUGGCACCUGUUGUUAAUGAUAAAGAAUGGCGUUGUUUUUUUGUUUCAUCAAAAUUUGCAAGCUAUUCAUUACAACAAUUACUUGAAUUACUUAAUCAAGUAUUAACGAAUUUUCUUCAUAAUAAUAAUCAAUGUCGAAUAUUUGAUAUAGAUGAUAAUGGUGGUGGUAAUUAUUCCAACAAAAGUUAUAAUCAAAUUUUAUUUUUAAGUGAUCAUAUAGCUGAAAUUAUUGAAUUAAUUAUGAAUCAAUUAUUAUUGGGUGAUAUGAAUCAAAUUACAAAUGCAAAAUCAUUACAAGAUAUUAUCUGUAAUUCAAAUAUAAAUCUAGAUAUUUUCAAUACAAAUCAUUCAUUAUAUUUAGAUAUUCGUCAAACACUAUGUGGAUUACCCGAACAAUUUACAAAUUGUUUUCAAUUAACAAUGCCUAAAAAAUGGAUUGAAACUUCGAAUCAUUUAAAUUUUACCUGGUAUACACAAUCAUUAGCUGAAUUAUCAAAUAAAUCAUCAUUUGUUGAUGCUUAUCGUAGUGUUUAUCGUUUUCUAACAUUAUUUGGACAAUUUUCACCACGUUUUAUGAAUCAAUUAUUAUCACGAUUUGAAUCAACAAAUACUAAUCAUAAUCAUGGACAACAUUUCAUACAAAAAGUAUUAAAACGUAUGAAUCAAAUGCAACAAUUUCGUGGAAAACGUUUCACAUAUGUUAUGCAAUCAAUAUCAUUAGAAUUGUAUAGAAUUUGGUUUACAAAUGGUAAAAUUUCUCAACUACCAAUUUAUCAUGAAGAAAAACGUGAUCUUAUGAUGGCAUUGAUUUAUGCUUUAAAUGAAUUACCUGUUCGUUUACGACAACGUUAUAAAUUAGGUGGUAUUCAUUUUCGAUCAACUGUUUCGAACAAUAACAACAAAAACAACACCAACGAUUAUGAUGAUGAUAUUCAUUUACAAAUAGAUCUAUUAGAUUCAUUACUUGAUUGGCUUGAUAGUCAUCUAUUGACAAUAACCGAUACUAUUUUACAAACAAUAAUAUUGGAUCGACAACGAUUAAAUCGAUUAUUUCAUAAUAAAUUUGAUACAGUUUCUAUAUGGCGUUCAUUUUGUCGUGCACCAAUUAGUCAAUAUUUUAUUGUUGAUAAUGAAAUAUCAUCAUUAUCACAUAAAGCUAAAGAUGAAAUUUGUUCAAUGGAUUUUAAUUCAGUUUAUAAUCAAUGGUUUCGACAUUCUAAACAUUACUUAAGUAAUUAUAGUAAUUCUGAAUUAAUUGGAUUAUUAUUAAAAGAAACAGGAUCAACUAUUGAUCUUAUUCUUAAUGAUCCGGUUUAUAAACGUGAUUUUCUUAAAACAGAAGAUUGGCAAAUAAUUAUAACAAAAUUAAAUCGAUUAAUUGAUCAUUCGGAUAAUUUUGGUAUGAAAAUAUUAUCUAUGAUUGAAGGUUUUUUCAAAGAAAUUUUAUCUCAUUCAACAAUCGAAUCAAUACAUCGAAUAAUCGUUCAUCUAAAAUGUGGUUUAAAUACAAUUCCUUUACAAGGUUUAAAUUGGGAUAUUGUACCGAAAAUAUAUGCCAAUCAAACCGAUAUAAUGGCAUUAUAUUCUACAUUUAAUUCAGCAUUUACAUUAUCAUCACUUGGAUUGAAUACAUUUCUUAGCCAAACAAAAUUCUAUAAUCAUAUUCAAAUGUCAAUGAAAUAUGGUAAUUAUCGCCGCGGUUUUUGUCAUAUUGAAAAUGAACAAGAAUUUCAAGAAGUUUUUGCCAUUGUUCCACAAUCAUCUGCAAAUGAAAUAAUUUUUGCUUUACGUAAUUUACAAACACUUUUAUGUGAUCGAAAAUCAUCCGGACAAUUUUGGCGAAAUAUUAAUCCAAUUUCAAAAUGUUUAUGGUCACCAAUAAAAGUGGAAAGUUUUUCCAAUGAUCUACAAUCAUUAAUGGAACAUUUUCAAAAAUCAAUAAAAUUUCAUAAAUCCAUUAAUCAUAAUAAUAAUGAUCAUGAAAUGAUACCACCAAUUUUAGAUCAAAAACAAUGGAAUCGUUUUUUUAAAUGGUGGCAAGAAGAAAUUAGUCCAUAUCCAAAUAGUGGUCGAACAUUAACAUUGAUGAGAGCAUUUCAAUUAAUCGAUUCAUUUGCUGAUGAACAUGUAAUUUGGAAAGCAUUUUAUCGAUUAACAUAUUUUACAUCUGAAAUGUUUGCAUAUAGUUUUCGUGCAUUACAAUCAACAUAUACUAUUUAUCCAAUACAACCAGAUAUGAAAUGGAUUACAAAUCAUAAAUCAAUUAAAAUAUCAUCACAUCAAUCACCUAAAAAAACAUUAUCAUCACUGUUAACAUCAACAGUAUCGAAUUUAAUAUUUCCUGAAGUUAAUCAUUUUAUUACAUUUGCUACAUUUCGUCAAUUACGUUGGAUUCGUCAUAUAAGUCAUUAUUUUGCACAACAUCCUGGUAUUCUGCAUGAUGAACUUUGUCCAACAUUAAAUAAUUUCAGUAAUCAUCGUGAUAAUUCACCAAUUAUUGUUGAUGAAGAUUUUAAUGAUUUACUUUUAUUAUUAUGUCAUAAUCAUCCAUCUGAUUGGAUUUAUAGUUUAACAUUUAAAUCAAAUUUAUUUAAUAUUAAAGCAUCACCAAGACCAAAAUUUAUAUCACAUCGUAAAAUACGUGAACGUAUUGGUAAAUUAACACAAGUACUUGCACGUAUGUUGGAUUAUAAUAGUGAUAAAAAUAAUCAAAAAUUAGAUCAUGUUAUACGGUUUUUAAAACUGAAACAAUUAGAAUCAAUUGAAAAUGUUGCCGGUACUGGUGAUAUAUUGAUUCAAACAAUUUUGGCUAAAACUCAACAGAAUAAUCGUACAAUAACAGCAAUUUCAUUUAAAGAAUUAUUAUGGACAAGUUGGAGAUCAGUACCAUCAUUAUUGGAUACUGUUGAUCAAUAUAUUUGUAGCUAUAAACAAAUGAAUCAAUCAUCAAAUAAUGAAACAUUAUCAUCAAUCGUUGAUGAUGAUACAAUGAUGGACAAGGAAUUUGAAUAUCAUCCAAAAGCACCAGAUAUGAAAAUUGUUAUGUGUGAAAUGCCUGGUUGGAAUUUUGAUCAGGCUUAUACAUAUCUAUCGAAACAUUUAGAUUUGAAAAAUAUGUUGGCCGUAUUUGCAUCAUCAUCAUCAUCAUCUCAUGAUGUUGUUGAUGAUUCUCAACAAUCAACAACAUCGACAAAAUAUCAUCAACAAUGUGUUACACCAUUACGUUUUCUUUCACGUUGGAUUGAUGUUGGCCAGGAUAUAUUUCAACAAAUGUAUAGCAGUAAAUUUUGGUCAGAAUUAAAAUCAUGUCGUAAACGUCGUCUUAUUUCAUUGUUAGCAUCGACAAAAUCAUCAAAUACAUUUUUGCUUGGUCAUUCAUUACGAUAUGUACGUUUUAUGAACAAAUUAUUGACAACAAUCGAUAAAUUUUCACAUGAAAAUAAAGGUGUAUCAUGGAAUAAUGUACGACAAUUAUGGCAAACAUUUAGUUUUUUCAUAUUGAAUCAAGUACCGGCAUAUGUUCCUAUUACUGAUAUUGUAAGAAAUGAUGUUAAUCUUUCUGAAUAUCUAAAUGCAACAUUAGAUCGUAUAUCAACAUUAUCAAGAUCACGUGCAAAACAAGCUAUACGUUUAUUAACCGAUUCAAUGUUGGAUGUUAAUGCAAUUUCAUGGAAUAAUUUUAGUAAUAUUGCAUUGAAAGAAAUGAUUUGUAAACAAAAAGAAUCGGUUAAAUUUUUAGAUUCAAAAAAUAAUUAUCUACCAAUUAUUGUUAAAACAAUAAAUCAAACACAAUUAAAUUUGGAUAUAAAUGAACAAGAAUCAUUAUAUGAUACAUUAUGUCAUAAUAGUGAUCAACUGAUGCCAAUUAUUGAUUCUUUAAUGGCUGUUAUUGAUCAUGAUUCCGUUACAAAUCGUUUAACAAGAUUACAACGAACAGAAUUAGCACGUUCAAAUUGGAUUAAUGAUGUAUUGAUACCAGAAUUGACUGAAAUGUGGACAUCUGGUGUUUUAAUUGAUAUUGGUAAUAAAAUGGGUAUCAUACAUCAACAACAAACUGAUCCAUUUAAAUCGGGUGAAAGUUCUAGCCAAAAAGGUAUUAAUCAUCUUCUAAUAUCAUUUGUAUCGAUGACAAGAGCACAAAAUUUUAAUAAACUUUAUGAUACAAUUAAACAAACUGUUGAAAAAUUAUCACCAAAAUUUCAUAAAGGUGCUAUUGUUGAUUCAUUAAAUCGAAUAUUGGAUGGUAUACAAAGUUUACAACAAUUAGCUGAACAUGGACUAUUUCAGAUUAAAUAUCAAAUUCAUGAUCUAUUGGUCAAUGCUGAUAAUGUUAAAAUAUUUUUGGAAAAAAAUCUUGCCAUUGAUCGACAUUUAGUUGAACAGAUAAUGAAUGCAUCGAUUGAUUUAAGUGAAUUUAUACAAAUGUCUGCACGUGUUCGUUUUGAUUCAAGUGCAUUUUGUAAUCAAACAUUAUUGUUUGAUGAAUUAAAAUUACAAUUACCAUUGACUAAUGAUGAUGAUAAUGGUGAUGAUGAAAUAUCAGCAACAACAAUUCACAAUAGACAACUUGUUACCAAUGUUCUCUGUACAUUAAGUGUAACUGAAGAUUUUAAAUUCAAUAAUCAAAUCCUUAAUCAAUUGGUUAUUCGACGUUUAACUUAUAAUAUUGUUAAUCUAAUACAGAAUAGUUUAUUGAAAAAAGCUAAAAUCGAAAGCAGCCAAAUACCGAAAGCAUUGAAUGCAAUUAAAGCAUCAUCCGAAGCAAUGCCUUAUAUUAAAUCAUAUAUUAAACAUAUGACAACAUCAUUUGAUCAUUUGGAUGAAUCAAUCAUUCGUACAAAUUUACAUAAUAUAAGUUUAUCGAUGGCUUCGGAUUUGAUUGGAAAAAUUAUUUGUGGUGGAUCGAAUCCAUCUUUGAAUCGUGAAAUUAAAUUACUUAAAGUUAAAGUUGAACAACCGAAAAUUUUAUCAACAAAUGAACGUAAUGUUUUCAAUUCGGAUUUCUGUUUGGAUGGUUAUCGACAAAUUAUGCAAAUUCAAGGUGGUCCGGUUAUUUGGAAUUUUUUGAAACCAAUAUUAGUCGGCAAAAUUCUUUACACACCAAAAGCACCUUUUACCGAUAUGAUAAUGGGCCAAAUGAAUUCAACAUUAAAAUUUAUGCCACGUAUGGUUGAAAUGUUACAUGCAUGGGCACAAACAUUAUCCAGUUUAGAAAGUUUUUAUCAUCAAUCCGAUGUUAAUAAUCGUAUGAAUCAUGUAAAACAUUUAAUACAAUCGGUUUUUAUUAAUGGUGAAGCUGAUGGUCUUUUUACUGAUUUUGAUACAUUUAGUCUGAUUGAAAAAUUAACCAAAUCGGGAAAUAUUUUAGCUAUUGUUAAAUUGAUUGGACAAGUUGCUAAUUGUGCUUCAUUUGAUCGUUUUGUUGGUGUUAAUGAUGAAAUUGAAUUAGAAGAAAUGGCAAGGAAUUUAACCCGGUCUCAUCAAUUUAUAGCCGGAAUUGUAUUUGUUGGUAAACAACAGGAUUAUUUGGAUAAAAAUACAUUACCAAAUAAUAUUGAAUAUAAAAUUCGAAUCGAUAUUGAUUUUGUACCAUCAACCAAAGCAUUAAAAAGUCGUAUUUGGGAACCAGGUCCCCGUGAUCAUUAUCUUGAUGAUAUGCAAUAUAUGCAUGGUUUUGUUCAAAUACAAGAAAUGAUUGAUCGUUCAAUAAUGGCAUUAUUAACUAAUCAAACUAAUCAACAACAACGAUUACCUAUUGAUCCAGAAGUACAUCUACAACAACAACCAUAUCUUUGUUAUGGUAGUGAUAAAUAUGGAAAUUAUAUUCGAUCAUUAGCACCAUUGAUUACAACAAUGGCAUGGAUAUUUUUGAUUGCCUACCUAAUUCGUGAACAUGUACUUGAACGUGAAUUACAUCUUGAAGAAGUAAUGCGUGUUAUGGGUUUAAAAUCUGGUGUUGCAUGGUUAACCUGGUUCAUAUUGGGUAUUUCAAUAAUGACAUUCGCUACUAUUUGUGCAAUAUUAUUACUUUUCGUUGGUCAAUUAAUACCAGCUUCUGAUCCGAUACUAUUGUUUUUGUUUUUUAUGGUAUUCAAUGUAUCAUUGUUGAUGUUUUGCUAUAUGAUUAGUUCAUUUUUUCGUACAGCAACCAUUGCAGCAUUAUCCGGUAUUGUUGCAUAUUUAGCUUCAUUUCUACCGUUUAUGGUUGCCAUAACAUUGGAAAAUGAAAUGAGUUUUAUGCAGAAAAUUUUUACCUGUCUAUCGAUGUCUACAUCAUUUUGUUUUGGAAUGAUGUAUAUGACAAGAUUUGAAGUUCAAGGUGUUGGUAUGCAAUGGAAUAAUUUAUGGCAUAGUCCAAUGCAAGGUGAUACAAUGAAUGUUGGUACAGCUAUUAUUAUGAUGGCUAUCGAUUCAUUGAUUUAUUUUAUUAUUGCCUGGUAUAUUUCACAUGUACAUCCACCGGGUAAUAAUGCUCGACGAUAUCCGGCAUUAUUUUUCCUUUCAUUUUCAUAUUGGAAAAAUGAUUUUUUACGUUCAUUUGGUUUUGGUGAAGAUCAUACGCCACCAACAUCUACGCUACGUAACACUGGCCACAUGAAUCAUAAAGAUUUAUUACCAUACAGUAUGAAUAAUGAUUGUCAUGAUGAACGAAUAAAAAAUGAUGAAGAUAAUACAUCGAUUACAUUGGAAAAUGAUGAUGCAUUUAAUAUUGUUGAUCCUGAUGAAUGGAAAUCAUUAAGUAGUAAAGCAUUUUUUAAUUUUAAUCAUGAUGAUAAUCAAAUGAUUGCUGAUGGUACAUUGAAAACUAUUUCAGGAACAUUGAAAAAAGCUAUACAUCAUCAUCAUAAUAAUCAUCAUAUAGAUUGUACAACAUUGACAAGAAAAGCAAGUCAACAAUCAAAUCAAUCAACAUCAUCAUCGAUUAUAAGUCAAAAUCCAUUAGGUAUGGAAAUCAAUGGACUUUAUGUUAUCUACAAUGAACAUAGUAAUCGAACCAAACAUAUAGCUGUAUCGAAUUUAAAUCUUAAUUUAAAAGAAGGUCAAAUAACAACCAUAUUAGGUCGAAAUGGUGCUGGAAAAACAACAACUAUCAAUGUACUUACCGGGCAAAUGCCACCAACAUCCGGUACGGUUACAAUUUAUGGUUAUCGAAUACCGGAUGAUUUUAGCCAUGCUAGACGUUUACUUGGUUAUUGUCCACAAUAUAAUACAUUAUUUGAUGAUUUAACUGUUCGUGAACAUUUAUUAUUUUUUGCCGAAUUGAAAGGUUUACUACAAGAUUCUAAAACAAUCGAAAAUGAUGUUAAUGAAAUUCUACAUAAUAUGGGUCUAUGGAAUUUACAACAUCAAAUGGCUAAACAUUUAUCCGGUGGUCUAAAACGUAGACUUUGUGUUGCAUUAGCAUUUGUUGGUGGUAGUAAAUUGAUUAUUUUGGAUGAACCAACUGCCAGUGUUGAUCCAGUAGCAAGACGAAGAAUUUGGGAUCUAAUUGUACAACAGAAACGAUCACGAACAAUUUUAUUGACAACACAUCAUAUGGAUGAAGCCGAUAUACUUUCGGAUGAAGUAGCUGUAAUUUAUCGUGGUAAAUUACUGUGUAUUGGUUCACCAUUAUUACUUAAAUCUAAAUAUGGAUGUGGUUAUCGAUUAACAGUUUCAAGACAAGGUGAUUUACUUGAUUGUGAUUCAUUUACAAAUUCACAACAAAUUGAACAUGGUGAUGAAGAAGAAUCUAAUGUUAAUAGUUUUGAUAGCCGUAUUACGAUUCGUCCAAGAAGUGAAGUAGAAAAAUUAAUGGCAUUUACUAAAUGUCUUAUACCGAAUGCUUCAUUUGUUGAAGAUAAUAAUGGUCAGGUUAUACUUUCCUUGCCACAAUUAGAUGAUCAUGGUAUUGCACAUGAUUAUUCAACAUUUUUUCGUUGUCUUGAUUCAAAUAUACGAACACUUGGAUUCGGUAGUUAUGGUGUAACAAGUACAACAUUGGAAGAAGUUUUCCUAACACUUUGUAGUCUUGAAGAACUUAAUAUGCCUGUUGAUGAAGCAAAAUUAGCUGUUGCACGUCGAUUAAGUCAUCAAGCUAAUUCUUAUUGUCAAAAUACCGAUACAAUGAUGAAUCAAUGUUCAACCAACAAUCCUGUACAAUCUGAUAUUCAAAUGGAUUCGGGAAUUCGAUUAAAAUCUCGACAAUUAUAUGCAUUAUUUAAGAAAAGAUUUCUACAUAUGAUACGUGAUUGGAAACUAUUGUUUUGUACAUUAUUUCUGCCUUGUUUAUUUAUUGCAUUUGCAAUGGCUAUGACAUUGAUCAAACCAUCAUUUGCACCGGAUCCAGCAUUACCAUUAGUACCACACAUUUAUGGUCAUUCAACUGUUUCAUUUCUACAUAAUCAUCCUAGACAUGGAAAUUUUACCGAAAAAUUUCAAAUGCUUGAACAAGAAUUAUUAGAAUCAAAUGAUAAUCAAACAGUUGAUUGUUUACAACCACGUGAUAAAUGGCGUACAGCUAAAUGUCCAAUAAUGAAGAAUAAAUUUGAAUCACCAUUACCUGUACAUUUGAUUACAUUGAAAGGUGCUGCAUGGGAUCGUAAUUCACGAUCAUCAUGUAAAUGUCCGGAUUGUUUUCAUGAUAUUCAUACAAUGUCACAUUUUAUACCGAUUCCUAGACAAAAUGCUUAUGGAUGGUUUUAUAAUCUAAGUAAAUUAAUUGAUAUAAAUCAAUUUUUAUUACGAACACAACCAGAAUUUAUGGAUCGUCGUUGGGGUGGUUGGAGUUUUCGUUCAAUACGUUCACAACAACAACGAACUACAAUGCCUAAACGAAGAAUUGUUAAAGUUUGGUAUGAUAAUAAUGGAUUUCAUACAAUGCCUUCAUAUUUGAAUACUAUUAACAAUGCAUUACUUCGUGCAAAUUUAAAAGCUAUCGGUCAAACAAAUAGUUCAUAUCGAAUAACAACUUAUUCACAUCCAUUACAUGUACGAUCUAAUCAAUUAGGUGAUCAAUCAGUUAUGCAACAAGCAGGUGAUGCUGGUAUUGCCAUUAUUAUUUUAGUUGGUUUCAUUUUUAUACCAACCAGUUUUGUUUUCUAUAUUGUACGGGAAAGAAUUUGUGAAGAAAAACAUCUACAAAAAACAUUCGGAGUUGGUCCAUUACUGUAUUGGUUAUCAAGCCUUUUCUGGGAUCUAACCAUAUUGAUCAUUGCUAUUGGUUUCGCAUCGGCUAUUAUUGGUUUCUUUCGAUUGCCAAUUUAUAUGUCACGUUUAAAUUUACCGGCUAUAUUAACACUUUUAUUCUUUUUCGGUUGGGCUAUGAUUAAUUUGGUUUAUUUAAUGGAAAAAUGUUUCGAUGAACCAAGUAUUGCAUUCAUGGGAAUCUAUUGUUUAUCAUUAUUUAUUGGAAUUCAUACUAUGGUCAUGAGAUUAAUGAUCGAUGUUUUUAAAUUGAUUGAAAUUACACCAACUAUAUAUCAAUGGUUUGAAAAGAUUGCCAUAUUUUUACCACCAUAUUUAUUGUUAAGUGGUAUUGUUGAUGUUCAUCGUAAUCAAUUAUUUGCCGAUAUAUUUACAUUGUUCGAUCAAGAUACUUAUGUUAAUCCAUUUUCAUACGAAUUGUUGGGGCGUCAUUUUACCAUUUUUGCCAUACAAGGCUUAUUGUUUUUUAUUAUCAAUUUAGCUAUUGAAUGUGAUCUCAUUUGUAAAAUUAGUGCCAUUUUUAAAUUUAAUCAUCGUCGAUCAUUCGGACCUAGCCGAAUCGGUAAUCAAUUAGAUGAUCAAAAUGAAGAUAGUGAUGUUGCCGAUGAAAGACGUCGUGUUCAUAUGGCAUUUGGACUUCCAGUACCUGUACAAAAUUCAUCUUGUAAUUCACCGGAAUCAAGUAGAAAAGUUUCAUCUGAUUGUCAAUCAACUACAAGUUCAUUAUCAAGUCACAGUGUUACUUCACCAAGUUCCGAUAUACUUCGUGUAUUUAAUGUUACUAAAUUGUUUGAAAAUAUGUUUGGCUAUCGUAGUGCUGUAAACAAUAUAACUUUUUCAGUACCAAGAGGUGAAUGUUUUGGAUUAUUAGGUGUAAAUGGUGCCGGUAAAACUACAUUAUUUCGUAUAAUAACCGGACAAGUGAAAGCAACAACCGGUGAAACAAUGUUUAAUGGUCGUAAUAUACGUGAAGCAUUAGCAAAUAAUUAUCAUAAUGAAUCGAUUGGAUAUUGUCCACAAGCUGAUGCAUUGGAUGGUUUUCUUACACCGAUUGAACAUUUAACUAUUUAUGCACAUCUUAGAGGUAUACCAAGACAUCAAGUUUCAAAGUUUGUAAAAGAAUCGAUUGAUAAAUUUCAAUUACAAAUGCAUUCAACAAUGCCUGUACAGGCAUUAAGUCGUGGAAAUCGUCGAAAACUUUGUCUAGCUAUUGCAAUGUUAGGUCGACCACAAUUAAUUUUGCUGGAUGAACCGACAAGCGGUCUUGAUCCUCAAAGUCGUCGUCAUGUAUGUCAAAAUAUUCAGGAUGCUAUACGUGAUCGUCGUUCAAUAUUACUUACAUCACAUAGUAUGGAAGAAUGUGAUAUUCUUUGUUCACGUUUAGCAAUUAUGGUCAAUGGACGAUUCAAAUGUAUUGGUAGUCCUCAAUAUCUUAAACACAAAUUUGGUACCGGUUACAUUAUCACACUUAGAUUGUCUGAAAUAAAAGGCAAUUUCAAUGAAGCUAUCGAAUUUAUUCGUGAAAAUUUUCCUCAAUCCGUUCUCAGGGCUCAUCAUCAUACAAUGUUGGAAUUUAAUUUACCAACAAACGAAAUACUUUUAUCAAAUAUAUUUCAAGUUUUACAAAAUGCUCAAACAUUACUUUCAUUACAGGAUUAUUCUGUUAGUCAGACAACUCUUGAUCAGGUGUUUGUCACUUUUGCCAAUCAACAAGUAAACGAUUUUGAUGGUCAACAAGAUGGCUCCAAUAAUGAUAAAACAAUGAUCAACAGCAAAAAUAGUGAACAAGAUUCAAAACGUUCAUCAUUUUUAACAGCACAUGAUGCUAAACAUCAAAUCAAACGACAUGCGUCAAUGUUGGUAUCAUUAUGUCGUGAGUCACCAUGUACACGGUCAACAAACGUGAAUCAUAACAAUAAUUGUAGCAAUAAAACAAUAAAAUCAUCCAUUCAAUGGCAAUCAAAACAUCGACAUGCAUCUCUUUGUAAUGAUAGAAGAAAUUCACCAUUGACAGCAAAAAUUCUUCACAGGCGACAAUCAAUUGAACGUCAACAGCGAUUGAAAUCAAAAUCUCCACCAUCCAAAAUUUUGGACAUUGUUGAUUGUAAUGCCUCAUUAUCGAUCAAAAACAAUUUAUUAAUGAAUGGAAAAAGCAAAUUAAAUGGCAACAUGUUACUCCAUAGACAUAGUUUUAGAGAUUCUAUGCCAUCAGUCAUUUGGAGAGAUCAUCAUCAUCAUCCUCGUUUCAAUCAAAAUCCUCAUAGACAAGCACCUAUUUCAUCGAUUCAUAAUGGCAGUAGCCAUAUUUAUCCAAAUCUAGUGUAUGAAACACCUAUAUCACCACCUUGUCGAUAUUGUACGAUUUCAACUACCAAUCAUUAUCAACCACAUCCUCAUCCUCAUUCUCAUCAUAAUCAUCACCAUCGGCAACAACAAGGAGUUAAAAGUGCUAAAUCCAGACAUCGACAAAUGAAACCAUGAUUUUGAACAAUUUUUUAACCCGUUGCGUGCAUACUCAGAAAAAAUAAAUUGGAUGAUGUUUGGCCGAAUGAAUCAGCAUUGAAGAUAUAACCCUAUGGCACACUUUGGCAAUCG
This is a messenger RNA of Dermatophagoides pteronyssinus (European house dust mite), 15309 nucleotides long. RefSeq lists its product as uncharacterized. Gene Ontology annotation, biological process: transmembrane transport; lipid transport. Lineage: Eukaryota; Metazoa; Arthropoda; Arachnida; Sarcoptiformes; Pyroglyphidae. The record is from RefSeq and is a predicted model, not a curated record. Gene Ontology annotation, cellular component: membrane; intracellular membrane-bounded organelle. Gene Ontology annotation, molecular function: ATP binding; ATP hydrolysis activity; lipid carrier activity.